Procambarus clarkii (red swamp crayfish) is the source of this 774-nucleotide messenger RNA. Lineage: Eukaryota; Metazoa; Arthropoda; Malacostraca; Decapoda; Cambaridae. The record is from RefSeq and is a predicted model, not a curated record.
AUGCCGAGGAGCUGCGUAUCAGAGGUGGCGGUGGAGCUGCGUCUCAGGGGAGGCGGAGGAGCUGCGUCUCAGGGGAGGCGGAGGAGCUGCGUCUCAGGGGAGGCGGAGGAGCUGCGUCUCAGGGGAGGCGGAGGAGCUGCGUCUCAGGGGAGGCGGAGGAACUGCGUCUUAGGGGAGGCGGAGGAGCUGCGUCUCAGGGGAGGCGGAGGAGCUGCGUCUCAGGGGAGGCGGAGGAGCUGCAUCUCAGGGGAGGCGGAGGAGCUGCGUCUCAGGGGAGGCGGAGGAGCUGCGUCUCAUGGGAGGCGGAGGAGCUGCGUCUCAGGGGAGGCGGAGGAGCUGCGUCUCAGGGGAGGCGGAGGAGCUGCGUCUCAGGGGAGGCGGAGGAGCUGCGUCUCAGGGGAGGCGGAGGAGCUGCGUCUCAUGGGAGGCGGAGGAGCUGCGUCUCAUGGGAGGCGGAGGAGCUGCGUCUCAUGGGAGGCGGAGGAGCUGCGUCUCAUGGGAGGCGGAGGAGCUGCGUCUCAUGGGAGGCGUAGGAGCUGCGUCUCAGGGGAGGCGGAGGAGCCGCGUCUCAUGGGAGGCGGAGGAGCUGCGUCUCAGGGGAGGCGGAGGAGCUGCGUCUCAGGGGAGGCGGAGGAGCUGCGUCUCAUGGGAGGCGGAGGAGCUGCGUCUCAUGGGAGGCGGAGGAGCUGCGUCUCAUGGGAGGCGGAGGAGCCGCGUCUCAGGGGAGGCGGAGGAGCUGCGUCUCAUGGGAGGCGGAGGAGCUGCGUCUCAUGA